Messenger RNA from Toxoplasma gondii ME49, 1215 nucleotides. RefSeq lists its product as hypothetical. The coding region runs from base 1 to 1215 and encodes 404 amino acids. Gene Ontology annotation, biological process: transmembrane transport. Gene Ontology annotation, cellular component: membrane. NCBI's taxonomy places the organism in Eukaryota, Apicomplexa, Conoidasida, Eucoccidiorida, Sarcocystidae. The record is from RefSeq and is a predicted model, not a curated record. Gene Ontology annotation, molecular function: transmembrane transporter activity. The transcript has 7 exons.
AUGACGAGACGCCGAUACGAUGAAGACUACUACGUUGAGCGGAAACGAAGACACUCUUCUAGGCGACAUAACGACUACCCAUCCGGGGAGUCGGCCAGGAAGAAGAGUGGCGAAAAAGAAAAGAGAAGACACGAUUUCCACGGCGAAGAGGAACGAGUUAAAAGCAAUAGGAGAAGGGAAUUAAAGAGGGAUUCUGGGGAACCAGAGUACGACAAGCACAACAAGGACCACACGCACAAGCCCAAGAAAAAGAGAAAUCGAGAUUCAGAGGUGGAUAUUAUCGACGAAAAUCUUUUGCCUGGGGUGGUGAAGAAGAGACAUUGCACGGACAUCCUCUUCCUCUUCGUCUUUCUCGCCGGCAUUGCGGCUUCAGCCUUCGUCACCAUCGUCGCGUUUCAUAAAGGUGACCCUGCGCGCCUGUUGACAGGACGGGACUUUGACGGCGCGUUCUGCGGUAUGGAAGAUUUCAAAACGACCGACCAGCCUUUUAUUGGCUACACGCUCAACGUCAACCGGGUGCUCAAUUCGACAAGUGCAAGCGAGCUCGUGGAUUUACCCUUUACAGCUCUCGCGACAAUGACCAUCUUUAGCAAUCCUAAAAACAUCAUGGCCUACCUGCAGCCUGUCUGCGUCGCGUCGUGUUUUUCUGCCGACGACCUUUCGGCGUUCAGUGCAGGAAAAUACGAAAGAGCUCUCAAAUUCACUUACAAAGGCAAGAUAUUGGGAAGGUUCUGUGUCCCCGGUGUCAUGGGAGGAGACCAUACUACGUUCUUACCUUUCAGCGACUACGUUCCUCAGCGCCUUCUCGCGGGGUGGCAGCAGGCAGUCGACGAGCUGAACACUUCGUGGCCUGCAGUUGUCGCUUGUGCACUCGUUGCCUGCGUUGUGGGCUUUCUGUGGCUCAUCGCGCUGCGCCUUCUGGGUGGAGCAAUUGUCUACGUGGCCAUCGCUUUGUUUCUCGCGUCGUUCUUCGUCGCGGGAGGAGUGGGUAUGUGGUUUGUCCACGCCCAAGCUGUUCCGGCUGAGACUGUGCGCCCUGGGGAAGACCAAGGAGGCACUGUGAUGAAUUCGUUCUGGAUUGAGGUCACUCGCUACUCCAGCUACGCCGUCUUAGGUAUCGGUGGAGUGUUUGCCGUCCUCAUGGUGUUCCUUUCCCAGCGCAUUCGCGAAGGCGUCGCAGUCACAAAGGUGAGGUCAGCGAACCGGUACGAGUGA